Molecule: messenger RNA, 151 nt
Organism: Entrophospora candida
Lineage: Eukaryota; Fungi; Glomeromycota; Glomeromycetes; Entrophosporales; Entrophosporaceae
Source: the annotation of a GenBank genome assembly
UCCUAAUCUUAAUCUGGAGCAAAUAAACAAUGUCGUCAAUUUAAAGAGUCUUGUAGAAGAUAUCCACAGUGUGGAUAUUUCAAGAUUCGAAGUACCAUUGGCUCCGCUUGAUUUGUUCUUGGUCCUGAAAGAGAUAUAUGAAAAUGAAUUG